CUCUGUGUGUAGCGUGUGAGUAAUAGGCUCCACCACACCACUGGCUCCUAUAAACAUGUUGUUGACACCACAGUCGCGCACAGUCAGAUACCUGGUCGACCCACAUCGUCCCCUCUGGCGUGCUCCGGGAGAAGAACAGCAUGUUUGCAUACAGGCGACGGAUAUCGCUGCUGCUGUUGCGAGCUGCGUUCACUGAGCAUCUGUGCCUUUAGAGACUUUGUAAUUGCGCCUGUUCCACAGCCGCGGUCCAACUUGCCACAACUCCGACGUACGCGCUCGGCGAGCACUACCUUAACAUCGAGAGGCACUGGCUCACCCUUCACAGCUAGACCCAUGGAAUAAUAACUAUGGAAUACCACUGGAUACUGCUGGCUGUCUUUUUACACUUAACUUUCCGUCCAGGCAACACCAAGCCAAUCAUUACCCCCAUUAACAAGGAUCACCUUGUCAUCGAUCUCAACCAACCCUUCGAGCUGAUUUGCCAUGGUGAGAAGGAGAUCCGAUGGCAGCGGGAGGGCCGGCCGAAUGUGAGGCAGCGGGGCGAGAAGAGGAUCAAUGGGAUGUCCACGCUGCACAUCACCAGGGCUCUGCCCAAUCUCAUGGGCCGCUACAUCUGCCUGGAGAAUAGCACCGGGGAGCAAUCGUCCAUCUACAUCUAUGUUCGAGAUCAUGAAAAUCCCUUCAGAAAAUCAAUGGUGUUCAACAUUCUCACUCGUGUGGGAGAAAAUGCAACCAUCCCCUGCCUGGCAACAGAUCCAAGUUUGGACAACCUGCGCCUGGAAACAUGCUCCAGCGGAGCACCGGCCUCUGGGCUCCAGUACUCUGCGAGCCUGGAACAAGGCAUCAUCAUCCCCAAUGCGCAAAAGGCCUACGAAGGUUGCUAUGUAUGCACAGGAAAACUCAGGGAAAGGUACAUCAGAUCACAUGACUACUACCUGACAGUGAGACCAGUCCCCGUCGCUCGUCCUGUGAUUGAGAUGCAGGCCCCAAAAAGACUGAUUCUCAGACAGGGCGAGAGUCUUUCACUCACCUGCAACACCACCAACGUCAAUGGAGAGAUCAAGAUGCGGUGGGUGACCCCACCUGGUUCGGGUGCCGUCUGGUAUCCACAGCAACCAGCAAAGGUUGACGGUGCGUCUCAUAUCCUGACGGAGCACUUCACUCAUGUGCGUAGCUCCACAUUGCACAUCGCGGUGGUCAGACAACAAGAUGCCGGGAGGUACCGCUGUGAGGCUGAGAAUGGCAUGGGGGUCAGCACGCAGUCAGUGUGGCUUGAUGUUUAUGACAGAGGAUUCAUAAACUUAACGCCCACGAGCAACAGAACCAUCCGCGUCCGCUCAGGUGAGAGUUUGUCCCUAAACGUUGACAUGGAGGCGUAUCCCAAACCACACACCUUCUCAUGGAGCUUCAUGGGCCACGGGCUGAAGAACACCACCGACCAUGUCAUCACGACACUCAGCCAUGAAUAUAGGUAUGGCAGUGAGCUGAGGCUGGUGCGACUGAAAAUGUCAGAAGGGGGAGUUUACACAUUUCGAGCCGCCAACAGUGACGCAGCAGUAAAUCAGACGUUCACCAUCUUUGUAAUCAGUAAACCCGAGAUUGUAUCCCAUGAUGGCCCAGUGGAUGGACAGGUGCGCUGUGUGGCGGAGGGGUUUCCUGCCCCCCAGAUCACCUGGUACUACUGUGAGCAGCCGUACAUCAGAUGCUCCCAGCAGGGCAAUGCCACCCAUGAGGAGCAAAAUGUCCUCACCGUCACACUGUCCAGCCCAAUAUUUGGAAAGACAGAGGUGGAGAGCCGGGUCAAUGUCAGCAGGGGACGAUUCAAUACUCUGGAAUGUGUGGCCACGGUGGACGGGGAGCAGGCCUACACACUCUUCUCUAUCAGUGAGAGAACUGUUCCCCAUGAUCUCUUCACCCCGCUGCUUAUUGGCUCUGUAUCAGCGGCAGGCAUCCUCUGUCUGGUCCUCAUCCUGCUGUUCUACAAGUACAUGCAGAAACCCAAAUACCAGAUCCAGUGGAAAGUUAUCGAGGGCAUCCAUGGAAACAACUAUGUGUACAUUGACCCCACCCAGCUACCAUACGAUCAUCAGUGGGAGUUUCCUCGGAACAACCUGCGUUUUGGGAAAACGCUGGGAUCUGGUGCAUUUGGGAAAGUGGUGGAAGCCACCGCAUACGGACUCUCCAAAGCAGAUUCGGUCAUGACAGUCGCUGUGAAAAUGCUCAAAACAAGCGCUCAUGCCACAGAGAAAGAGGCCCUGAUGUCGGAGCUGAAAGUCCUCAGUUACUUGGGAAACCACAUGAAUAUUGUCAACCUGCUGGGAGCCUGCACUGUUGGAGGCCCUACACUUGUGAUAACAGAGUACUGCUGCUUUGGAGACCUUCUCAACUUUCUACGACGAAAGAGAGAAUCCUUCAUCUGCAACAGCGAGGAAGACUGCCACUAUCGCAACAUCGCACCGCCGAGCGACGCUGCAGGAGACAGCUUGAACAGCUACAUGACCAUGAAGCCUUCUGUUGCUGGCAGCCAUCCCUUCAGUUCGUCCCCUGAGAAGAGACGCUCGCCACGCAAAGGUGGCUCCUACGUUGAAGCAGACGCAGAGAGUGAGAUGUUUGACGAGGAUGGUUUGUCUCUGGAUACCGAAGACCUUCUCAGCUUCUCUUAUCAAGUGGCCAAAGGCAUGGAGUUCUUGGCCGCCAAAAAUUGUAUCCACAGAGACCUGGCAGCCAGAAAUAUCCUCCUGACUCAAGGAAGGGUGGCAAAGAUCUGUGAUUUUGGCCUGGCUAGGGACAUCACUACAGACGCCAACUAUGUAGUCAAAGGAAACGCACGUCUGCCGGUGAAAUGGAUGUCUCCAGAAAGCAUCUUUGAGUGCGUGUACACGUUUGAAAGUGACGUGUGGUCCUACGGCAUCUUGCUUUGGGAAAUCUUCUCUCUAGGAAACAGCCCUUAUCCUGGUAUGCCUGUGGAUGCCAAGUUCUACAAACUGAUUAAAGAAGGAUACAGAAUGGAUGCUCCAGAGUUUGCACCCCGUGACAUGUAUGAGAUUAUGCGGUCCUGCUGGGAUGCUGACCCCCUCAACAGACCCCCCUUCAGGAAGGUUGUGGAAAGGAUUGAACAGCAGCUCUCGGAUGCCGCUAAGCAUAUUUAUCUGAACUUCAGCUUCAGGCUUCCUGUGACGCCCAGAGAGAGGGAGGAGCCCAGUUCACAGAGCGCAGCGUCUCACAGCCUCAACUCAGCAGGCACUCAUAGCGCUGCGACUCAGCCCUUACUGGUCCAGCACGAGGUCUUCCUGGAGGGGACGACCCUCACAGCCCAACGGGUGUGAGCAACCCACCCGACCUGUCUGGCUGCCUCAUAAAGUGCCUGAAGCGUUCCGCCACAUACCAACCCCCCCACUACACCAUUCCACUGACCCGAUCCCAGCCGCACAUGUCACGUGUGCAGACUGAUGGAAAUCACUGUGUAUGAAAAGAAAGAACAACCAAGGACAAAUGGCUUUUAUAGUUCUUCUCACUAUCAUUGCCUAGUACAGUUGAACUAAUUCUCCCCUACUGACAAAGAAUUGUCGAGGUACCCGGGACGGACUCAAGUCGUUACUAUAAAUCAAGUUCAAUUUUACACUGUUAUCCAUUUUUGUUAUUUUCCGUUUUACAUUUUUUCCUACACAUUUCAUAAAGGUUGUUUUAACACACUCCGUAUAACACUUUCUAUCUAUUUGAGUUUAUCUUUUUUCUUUUUACAUUUUGCUGUUCUUUGUUGUUUUCUGUCUUGGAAACGUGUGUAGCGCUUUCAUUUUUGGUUGGCUGAUGCAAUUGUUGGAAGAAAGGCAUUUCAGCUUCACAUCAUUCCAUACACUAUGUAAAACUUUGUUUGUUUCUCGUUUUGUUUCGUUGUACUCCUUUGUCAGUAUUACUUCCACCUGUUCAGAUCUGUGUUUAUAAGAAGGAGUUACUUUUCUGGGGCCAAUUUAAUUUGCGAUAUAGAGACAUUGGUAUAUAAGCUAUUAGACAACAUGGUUGGACCAUGCUUAGAGUCCAUAAGUGCUUCAAGUCUUUUAGGAGAUUCAUGUGUGCUCUUUUUAUCUUGGUUGUUACUAUAGAUUAGAGAGCAAGAAACUGCAUUUACCAGAUCUGAUUAAAACAUGGAUCAGCCCAUUAUUACUCUACCCACAGUUGUCUUCACACAGAUUAGGUAUGAACACGGUACGCUGGUUUUCCAUUUAUGUGCUUGUUGACUGUAUAUGUGUAAAUAACUGACAGUAAUGAUCAUAGUUAUUGCUAUAAGAUGACGAAAUGGAAAGAGCUGGACAAAGGAGACACUGUGUGAAACCUGUGACUCUAAGCAUUUGUCUCGGUUUUGCUACAUUAGCAGGUAAACCAGGCGUAUACCUGUAGUUUCACUUUUUGACAGCCAGACUGCUGUAGAGUUCUCUUGUAAAGGUGUAAAUAACUGUUAAGGUGUAUAUGGUUGCUCUCCUGCCACAUCCAGUGUACGAUCUAUGUUUACAAGCACGACACAGGUGCCAUUCCUGAGAUGUGGAUUCUUUGCUUUUCACCUUCUUCCACUUCACGAAGGAUCAGGAAAUGGGAACUCUCUGUUUUGGCUGACAGAAAGUUGUAUGGUCUACGUUGUGGUGAAAGUCCGCAUGAAGCUCAUGUGAAAGGCCGUGAAGCGGACUGCAGAACUCCCUGAGGUGACAAGUCAGAAGAAAGCGGACGCUCUUCAAGGCUCUCUGUUGAGCGGUCGACACUGGGUAUGGGAUCGGUGUUGGUCAUCUCAUUGUUCUCCAGCCAGUAGCUGGCUUCCCAGCAGUCCUUCUCUUCUUUGUGUCCAGCUGCUUCCUCCAUCAGGAGUGGGACUUUCAGUACCUCUCAGCCAGUAGUCUGUUUCAGUCCAGACCAUAAUGAUUCCCCUCCUCCCACUGGUGGAUAUUGUUGUGAAGAGUAUCAGGAAAGUGUCCUGUUUGCGUGUAUGAACUUGUGUGUUUGUGUAUGUAUGUGAGGAUGUACGUCUAUUUGUAUAUUAGUCUGUGUGCACGUCUGUGUGAUUGUUGAAUUAAAAUAUUUACUGUAAAGAGGUGCCACUACAAAUCAUUCAUCAAGUCAUUUAGGCUAUCAAAACCCCACAGUCUUAGCGCUCUCUCUUUUUGUAAAUAUAAAUGUGCGUAUGUACUUUACUGUAUGUAAAGUAACGUUGAUGCUUUUGAAGAUGUUUAUCUCAAUGAAGAUGUGGUACACUGAUGCAGAAAUGAAUUGUGAUAUUUUUGAAUGAGUGUGAAGAGAUUUACAACUGUGGAUUCAACUGGAAAAGCUGCUUGUUUCUCUGUCACCACAGAAACUUAAAAAAGACGAGGUUCACUUUGGCUAAUGUUUUUAUUUUGGCUAUUUCAUCAUUUCAAACAGUCCACUUGGAAACUGCCCCAUGGUCCUAUCUGAUCAGCAAUAUUAAGGGCAAUAUCAGCUAAAAUGAAAAUACUAACUUGGAAGGAGCUGCCUCGGACUCAAAGAUUAUUUUACAUCUUGUUGCUCUUCUCACACCCAAAGGUUUUUCUGCAUUUUGCUACAUAUUUAUUAAAGGCUUUAGUGUUACAGCAUAAAUUUGAUGUGUUGCUAUUACAUGUGUCAAUGUAAAUAAAACUGUGUAUAUUGAAUUGCCA
Molecule: messenger RNA, 5657 nt
Organism: Pleuronectes platessa (European plaice)
Lineage: Eukaryota; Metazoa; Chordata; Actinopteri; Pleuronectiformes; Pleuronectidae
Gene: kita
Product: KIT proto-oncogene, receptor tyrosine kinase a
Exons: 21
Coding region: 348-3326 (992 amino acids)
Biological process (GO): Kit signaling pathway; positive regulation of cell migration; multicellular organism development
Cellular component (GO): signaling receptor complex
Molecular function (GO): cytokine binding; ATP binding; transmembrane receptor protein tyrosine kinase activity
Source: RefSeq, a predicted model, not a curated record